AUGUCGAGACCAUCCACCUACACCGCCCGCAAGGUCGGUGCUCCCCACACUCUCGAGCACCGCAUUUAUAUCGAGAAGGAUGGCGUCCCCGUUUCGCCCUUCCACGACAUUCCACUGUACGCCAAUGAGCAGCAGACCGUGCUGAACAUGGUUGUCGAGAUUCCUCGCUGGACCAAUGCCAAGCAGGAGAUCUCCAAGGACGAGGAGCUCAACCCCAUCAAGCAGGACACCAAGAAGGGCAAGCUCCGCUUCGUCCGCAACUGCUUCCCUCAUAAGGGAUACCUCUGGAACUACGGCGCCUUCCCUCAGACCUGGGAGGACCCCAACGUCACCCACCCCGAGACCAAGCAAAAGGGAGAUGACGACCCGCUGGACGUUUGCGAGAUUGGAGAGCUGGUCGCAAAGCCCGGUGAGGUGAAACAGGUCAAGGUCCUCGGUGUCAUGGCUCUGCUCGAUGAGGGCGAGACUGACUGGAAGAUCAUCGUCAUCGACGUCAACGACCCGCUCGCUCCUCGUCUUAACGAUAUUGAGGAUGUUGAGCGUCACCUUCCCGGCCUUUUGCGUGCCACCAACGAGUGGUUCCGCAUCUACAAGAUCCCAGACGGCAAGCCCGAGAACCAGUUCGCCUUCUCCGGCGAGUGCAAGAACCGCAAGUACGCCAUGGAGGUUGUCCGUGAGUGUGCUGAGGCUUGGGAGAAGCUCAUCACGGGCAAGAGCAACAAGGGUGGCAUCAACCUCACCAACGUCAGCGUCCCCCAAAGCGCCGACCGUGUCGACCCAUCCCAGCUGUCCAUUCCAGCUCACGAGGACAAGGCUCCUGCCCCGAUUGAUUCGAGCAUUGACAAGUGGUUCUACAUUUCUGGAGCUUCUGCUUAG
Molecule: messenger RNA, 876 nt
Organism: Ramularia collo-cygni
Lineage: Eukaryota; Fungi; Ascomycota; Dothideomycetes; Mycosphaerellales; Mycosphaerellaceae
Product: probable inorganic pyrophosphatase
Exons: 3
Coding region: 1-876 (291 amino acids)
Biological process (GO): phosphate-containing compound metabolic process
Cellular component (GO): nucleus; cytoplasm
Molecular function (GO): magnesium ion binding; inorganic diphosphate phosphatase activity
Source: RefSeq, a predicted model, not a curated record